AUGCCGCCAACCCUUCCGCAAAAGAGCCUGAAGAGAGACGCCUCGCAUCUGUCGUCACCGGCGCCAGAGUCCAGCCAGAGCAAGAAACUGCGAGUGGCGUUCGACGACAGGGUCGACGUCCGAAUCAUGGAUGACUGGACGGCUAAGCCGUUGGAUCUGGUCAAGGACGAAGUGAGAAGUGCACUCGAGGGCCAUCUCAGGUCUGGCGCCGACAAGGACGAUGGCGCAUAUGAACAGCUUAGGAUGGUCUUCAUUAGCGCAGCGCCCUCGCGAUCCCACGACAGCGCCUCGGUGUCGUCACAUAGCGAAGCACCCAGCACCGCUACGCUCAAGAAGUAUUUGGUCGCCCUGAGUGGUCGUGUGAGCGAUCUCAAGGCUUGUGGCAAGCUGGUACACGCCGUCCUCGACGUCAACUGGCUCGGCAGAGACGAUGCUUUUGUAGCUCUCUAUGUCCGCUUCCUCGGUACUCUAGGGAGUGCUGUACCUGGAUUCCUCAGGACUGUGCUCGACCGCAUUGUGGGACACUUUGUCGAGGGUCGCAUACCAAACGAGCCUUACGUCCCCAGACAGCAGAUGGUUGUUCGAGUACACAACGCCCUUCGAUACCUGCUACGCCUGAUCCCAUCCGCCAACAGCGGUCUAGCCGAGUCUCUUCGCGGCCAGUUUCCAAAUCACAGAACUGCUUCCCGUCAAGGUUACAUUGCUUUCGUCAAAAACUCGCUCAAGACCAUCGAGUACGCCCCCGAACUAAAAGCCGAGAUUCAGACUCUUAUCACCGAGCGCCUGGUCAAGAUUGAUGUCGAAGUACAAGAAGAGUUGGAUGAUUUGGAAGACGAGGUCGAUGAGGGCCGUGUGCUCGGACUCUCUGGUCUGUCAGAAGCAAAAGAAGAUGCAGACGACUCGAGUGAUGACAGUGAUGCCGACUCAGACUCUUCGAGCGAGAUCAGCAUGACACCCGAAGAGACCCAUCUCCGUGCUCUGCGCGAUACUGUCGCCAAGCUCGAUUCAGUCUUAGAUCUCUUGUUCUCUCAUUACACUCCCACCUUUGCCAGUGGCAAGAUGUACGAGGUCAACGAUGCCUUCGAGCACCUGAUCUCACAAUUCUCUACCUUCAUCUUGCCUACAUACCGUUCGCGACACACGCAGUUCCUCGUCUUCCACUUUGCUCAGAUGUCUCAGGGCUAUGCUGAGCGUUUUGCCGGCGUUCUUAUCCGUCUUGCUACUGGCCGCAGCUCUGCUUCGAACGGCUCCUUGUCUGCUGCUGCCUAUCUGGCUAGCUUCAUCGCUCGCGGUGCUCGAGUAAACAAGACGCUUAUUCGCUCCAUUUUCACAAGACUUGGCAACCACCUCGACACAUUGCGUCGCAACUACGAGUCCGCAUGCGAAGGACCUAACCUGAGCCGGUACGGAACCUUUUACGCAAUUGCUCAGGCUAUGCUCUACAUCUUCUGCUUCAGAUGGAGGGACUUCAUCAUGACUCCUGACGACGCAGACAUCGAAGACUACGAUAUCUUCGAGGAAGGCGAACCAGAGUGGCUUCCUGGCAUUAAGGAGUGCUUGACCCAAGCUAUUUACUCCAAGCUCAACCCUCUCAAGGUUUGUGCACCCGCCAUUGUUCACCAGUUCGGAGCAAUCGCCAACCAUCUCCGCUUCAUGUACGUUAUUCCCCUAUUGGAGACCAACAAGCGUCUGCGUCUGUCUUCCUUCCGUUCUUUGACUGCACCUGUCAGCAGAGACAUGGGUGCCGCAAGAAGAGAGAACACCCUCAGCCACCAAAGCGGCGAAGCCCAUCAUCAGCUGGAUGCCUUUUUCCCCUUUGAUCCUUAUCAAUUGCCUAAGAGCAAGAAGUGGCUGGAAGGGGACUACAUGGUAUGGAAGGGAGUACCUGGCAUGCAAGACGACGAUGAUGAGGAUGAUGAUGAGAGCAGUGAUGAAGACGAGGACGAGGACGAAUUCGGAGAAAUUGGUGACGAUCCGGAAUACGAAAGCGAGUAG
This is a messenger RNA of Aureobasidium uvarum, 1995 nucleotides long. The record is from the annotation of a GenBank genome assembly. NCBI's taxonomy places the organism in Eukaryota, Fungi, Ascomycota, Dothideomycetes, Dothideales, Saccotheciaceae.